This is a messenger RNA of Myxocyprinus asiaticus (Chinese sucker), 2282 nucleotides long. RefSeq names its product protein POLR1D-like. The coding region runs from base 269 to 742 and encodes 157 amino acids. The transcript has 3 exons. The record is from RefSeq and is a predicted model, not a curated record. NCBI's taxonomy places the organism in Eukaryota, Metazoa, Chordata, Actinopteri, Cypriniformes, Catostomidae.
UGAAAUAAGAUCGAAGCGUAGUGCAUAACGUCCGUCAUCCUUUUAAAAAUAUAAUUAGAAUUGAUUAAAACCAUAUGAAUGCUCCAAUAUUUAUAUUUCUUACGAUUUCCUGUCAUAAUUAUGACCAGGAUAGACGUUACGUUGUUUUUUAAUUAGUCGAGCGGGGUCCUCAUUUGGGUCCUCGAGAACAGAAAACAAUUCUGCUUAGCAAGCUUAGCCGAAAUGCAUUAUAAUUGAGAGUUGAAUGCAGUUUGUCAUUAAGUAAAUCAUGGAUGAUAGUGAAUUAGAGAGGAAGGCUGUGGAGGAGCUCCUUAAUGAGGCUAAUAGAGCGAAAGUCCGUGUAGAGACAAUGGGUCCUGCUGGGUGGAUGAAGUGUCCGCUGGGAAGUACCAACAAGCGUUUCCUGCUGAACACACUUCGUUCCUCUGCUCUGAUGCAUCAGCCUAAAAACCAAGGCACUUCUGAGAGAGGCAGAGAUGAACAUAGGUACAGCAAAGAUUGUGAAAAACAUCACAUCAAAGACUGUGAAGUGUGCAGUCAAAGGAAAGACAAUUCACACAGAAGAUACCACUCUGAUUCACAUUCUCAUUCAUUAAAACACAGCUCCUCCUCACGCAAGGAUUCAUCAUCCAGAAGCCGCUCACCCUACCUUUCCAGGAAGUCUAAUAGGACUCGGUCUCGUUCACCUGUAAGGGACAGAUCUGCAGCUGUCCACAAACACAAAGACGGAAGGAAAAAAUGAUGAAGCACUCUUUGGAGAGUGUCACUGAAGUCUAAUAUUAGACAGUCUUGCUUUUUGGUUUUUGUCAACAUAUAUGUAUAGAUGAGAUCAUUAACAUCUGUCCAUGCCUUUAUUGUUUGCAACAUCUAUAAGGUAACAGUAUUAAUGCAUUCUUUAGCUUUCCCUUUGCUGAAGGCAGAUUCUGAUUGUUGAGAGAGACUUUAAAUUGUCCACUUAGUUAAUACUGACAUUUGAAAUGACAUUUGUCCUUGGUUCAGGAAAGAGUCAAUUAUGUUUUGGAAAGCCUGCGACCUCUGAUAGACACAGCAGCAACAACUCAAUGAAUUAUUGACAACUUUUACAUACAUUUGCACAGACUGUGCAAGGUCUCUUUUUACCUUAGGAUCUUGUACAGUGUAAGUCUUAAUUGUAUUAAGACAACUGAAUCAACAUUUUUAAUUGUAAACAUUUUAUUUAACUCUACAUUGACUCUUAGAGUGUGGUCAUUACAUUUUGACAAUGUUUAUUGCAAAUACAUCUUUGGGCUCCAGGAAUAUCAGCAAUAUUUUUCUGCUGUAGUUUAGUUUGUCACUACACUCAAAAAAUUAUUUUUGCUGCUUGUUCAAGUUACUUAAUUCAAAUAAACUAAAGCAACGCAAUUCUGUAACAUUUUGUCAUAAUUUGAUUUCAUUGCGUUUUAUACAUUUAAAUGUGUAAAAUGGAAGUUUACUUAAUUUGAGUUGGGAAUAUAUGAAUGCUUUUUGUGGUGUUAAUGUAGCAUUGAUGAAACUGGGCAGGGGGUUUCCACAACCCAUGCUUUGUUUGCAUGGGACAGGAUGGGGUGAACAAAUGUUGAAAUUAAGUGUUAUUUUAUGCAUUUUUGAGCAAGAUGAGAAUAGGAGAAGAUUUUUUAAUGUUUGAUGUUCUGUUAUAUUGGUAUUUAAAAAGAGUGUCUGUAAUACAGGAGUUUUGGGGGUUACCAUCGUGGUGAAGAAUGGCGCUUAUGCUUAUAUAGGUUGAAGAUGGACAUUUGCUUUUAACAGAUUCUUGAGUAGAGUGUUGUUUAGAUCUGUAAGCAGUUGCUAUUCAAUUGCUAUAAAACUUUAAUUUAUUAAAAUAAAUUGAGUUGGACCAACAAAAGAAAACGUAUUAAAUAAACCUAUAGCAGUUGCUAUUCAUUAGCUAUAAAAAAUUAUUUACAUUUAUUAAAUAAACCUUAGUAAAUUGAGUUUGACGUACGAAAUUAAGUUGAGCUAAAACUACUAUAGUAGAUUGAUUUGACCUAAUUCAACAAAAUUAUGUAGGCUCAAUGAAACUGAUCUGAAUGAAAUACAUUACAUUUCUUUUAAAAACUGUCUACCAUUCGUUUAAAGGAAAUGACUUUAUUAAAAAAUAUCUGUUUAAAAUUAAUACUUGGUCAAUAAACACAAGUUUGCGGGCGAUGUUUUUGUCAUUUAUCCUCUCAGUUCGUGCUGCCUUCAUGUCAGAAUACAUGAUUUAUAACGCCAUGGGGUUUUCCAUGGCGACUUGGAUCUCAGUUUAAAUGCCAUUAUCAUUCCUU